Clavispora lusitaniae ATCC 42720 is the source of this 687-nucleotide messenger RNA. RefSeq lists its product as uncharacterized. NCBI's taxonomy places the organism in Eukaryota, Fungi, Ascomycota, Pichiomycetes, Serinales, Metschnikowiaceae. The record is from RefSeq and is a predicted model, not a curated record.
AUGGGUGGCUGGUGGUACUUCCGUUUUCAUCGACAUUUUUUCCCCAUGCUCUUCACAUCUUUCGUCAACGUCCUCCUAUUUGCCCUCUGUGCAGCGGCGUUCCCCGUCAAACGUCUAUAUCGUCCGUCGUCUCCGGUGUUUUCGCUUAUUGCCCACCAUGAAGGCGCUGUAUUCCAGUACCACUUGUUGAAGUACAACGGCAAGGAACUUUUGCUUAACGCCGAUGAGCAGGCCUUUUUCGGCAGAGUGAGAGCCUCCGAGGGCUAUGUGUUGAAUCUUCCGGGCAGCGUCAAGUCCGGCAAUGCCACCCAGCUGAUUGCAAACACCACCAACGUCCAUGUGGACCCGAAAACGUACCAGUUGACUAUUGCGCCCAACGCAGCCAACGCCACGCACGGCUUUGGCAUUUCCAAACAGAAGUUGACUUUCCGCAACUCCACCGAGUUUUUGGCCUGCCCUAGCAACUCUUAUAGAGGCGAGUACCGGGUGUACUGGGGCAACCACAACAAGACCGCUUGCCCCAACAAGGCCAGGGGUUACAACAUCGAGUUGAUUGUGCAGACCGACGCGGCCAUCAACUACAACCCUUCUACAAAUAACAAUACUCUUCCAGGUCUUUCCAACACCACUCUUUCUAAUCUGCUUUCGCCUCCAACGAAACGCUCCAAGAAGUGGUUGUUUUUUUAG